Molecule: messenger RNA, 3548 nt
Organism: Condylura cristata (star-nosed mole)
Lineage: Eukaryota; Metazoa; Chordata; Mammalia; Eulipotyphla; Talpidae
Gene: RAD21
Product: RAD21 homolog (S. pombe)
Exons: 14
Coding region: 216-2111 (631 amino acids)
Biological process (GO): replication-born double-strand break repair via sister chromatid exchange; synaptonemal complex assembly; mitotic sister chromatid cohesion
Cellular component (GO): synaptonemal complex; cohesin complex
Molecular function (GO): chromatin binding; protein binding
Source: RefSeq, a predicted model, not a curated record
CGCGGCGUAACGGCAGCCAUCUUGUUUGUUUGAGUGAAUCGGAAAGGAGGCGGCGGCUGUGGCGGCCUCGAGAGCGGCUCCCAAGCUACACCUUACAAGGGCUCCCCCCUUUCCCCGCCCCCUCCCCCAACCCUUUUCCCCUCCCCAGGCCACCCAGCCCGCCUAAUUCCCGGCGGAGAAUAAGGUUUCCUCUUGUUCAAUAGUCAACCAGAACAAUGUUCUACGCACAUUUUGUCCUCAGUAAAAGAGGGCCUCUGGCCAAAAUUUGGCUAGCAGCCCAUUGGGAUAAGAAGCUGACCAAAGCCCAUGUGUUUGAGUGUAAUUUAGAGAGCAGUGUGGAGAGUAUCAUCUCACCAAAGGUGAAGAUGGCUCUCAGAACAUCAGGACAUCUUUUACUGGGAGUGGUUCGAAUCUAUCACAGAAAAGCCAAAUACCUCCUUGCAGACUGUAAUGAAGCAUUCAUUAAGAUAAAGAUGGCUUUUCGGCCAGGUGUUGUUGACUUGCCUGAGGAAAAUCGAGAAGCUGCUUACAAUGCUAUUACUUUACCAGAAGAAUUUCAUGACUUUGAUCAGCCACUGCCUGACUUAGAUGACAUCGAUGUGGCCCAGCAGUUCAGCCUGAACCAAAGUAGAGUAGAAGAGAUAACCAUGAGAGAAGAAGUCGGGAACAUCAGUAUCCUACAAGAAAAUGAUUUUGGUGACUUUGGAAUGGAUGAUCGUGAAAUAAUGAGAGAAGGCAACGCUUUUGAGGAUGAUGACAUGUUAGUAAGCACCAGUGCUUCUAACCUCCUAUUAGAACCUGAACAGAGCACCAGCAACUUGAAUGAGAAAAUUAACCAUUUAGAAUAUGAAGACCAGUAUAAGGAUGACAAUUUUGGAGAAGGAAAUGAUGGUGGUAUAUUAGAUGACAAACUUAUUAGUAAUAAUGAUGGUGGUAUAUUUGACGAUCCUCCUGCGCUGUCUGAGGCAGGGGUCAUGUUGCCAGAACAGCCUGCAAAUGACGACAUGGAUGAAGAUGAUAAUGUUUCAAUGGGUGGGCCUGAUAGCCCUGACUCAGUGGAUCCUGUUGAACCACUGCCAACUAUGACUGAUCAAACAACACUUGUUCCAAAUGAGGAAGAAGCCUUUGCUUUGGAACCUAUUGAUAUCACAGUUAAGGAAACAAAAGCUAAGAGGAAGAGGAAGCUUAUUGUUGACAGUGUCAAAGAGUUGGAUAGCAAGACAAUUAGAGCUCAACUUAGUGAUUACUCUGACAUUGUUACUACUUUGGAUCUGGCACCACCCACCAAGAAAUUGAUGAUGUGGAAGGAGACAGGGGGAGUGGAAAAGCUCUUCUCUUUACCUGCUCAGCCUUUGUGGAAUAACAGACUACUGAAGCUCUUUACACGCUGUCUUACACCACUAGUACCUGAAGACCUUAGGAAAAGAAGGAAAGGAGGAGAAGCUGACAAUUUGGAUGAAUUCCUCAAAGAAUUUGAAAACCCAGAGGUUCCCAGAGAGGACCAGCAGCAGCAACACCAGCAGCGUGAUGUUAUCGAUGAGCCCAUUUUGGAAGAGCCAAGUCGUCUGCAGGAGUCUGGGAUGGAGACCAGCAGAACAAACGUGGAUGAGUCAGCCAUGCCCCCACCACCGCCUCAGGGAGUGAAACGAAAAGCUGGACAAAUUGACCCAGAGCCUGUGAUCCCUCCUCAGCAGCCAGAGCAGAUGGAUAUACCUCCUGUGGAGCUACCCCCAGAAGAGCCUCCAAAUAUCUGUCAGUUAAUUCCAGAGCUAGAACUUCUGCCAGAGAAAGAGAAGGAGAAGGAAAAAGAGAAAGAAGAUGAUGAGGAGGAGGAGGAUGAAGAUGCUUCUGGGGGUGAUCAGGAUCAAGAAGAGAGAAGAUGGAACAAGAGAACUCAGCAGAUGCUUCAUGGUCUACAGAGAGCACUUGCUAAAACUGGAGCUGAAUCCAUCAGUUUGCUUGAAUUAUGUCGAAACACAAACAGAAAGCAAGCUGCAGCAAAGUUCUACAGCUUCUUGGUUCUUAAAAAGCAGCAAGCUAUUGAGCUGACACAGGAAGAACCAUACAGUGACAUCAUUGCAACCCCUGGACCAAGGUUCCACAUCAUUUGAGCAGCUAAAAGCAUUAGAGCUAGUGUUCAUUUCACUAGUGUGUACAAAUUGCCCCCAUGUGCCGGGCACACAAACCCUUUGAGAAAAUUUAGGAUUUUGUCUGUACAAAAGUCUCUGCCUUUCUUUUUUUCAGUAUUUUAAAUUUCAUCUUUAAGAGAAACUGCUUAUGGAUGGAUAUGAUGAAGAAAACAAACACCCCACAGAUCCAGAAGAAUAGUUCAAAGCAGAUGUAUGCAAUACUAGCACACGUAAAUGUUGAAUAACAUUUGGGAUUUUUAUGAACUUUCAAUUCCUGGAUUGGGAAAGAAAACUUGACUAACAAUUUAAGAACUAUUACUUAGGAAAAUAUCUUUUCCUAAGUAAUCCCAUCAGUCUUGGGGAUCACUUUUUAGGGGUGGUACCCAAAACAACAGAGUGGUUCUCUUGAAAGUAUAAUUCCAUAUUGGCCAAUGGGGUAUGUGAAAUGAUGCUGUACUGAUCCCCAUCAGCUAUAAAGAACAAGGAAUUGGUUCAAAGUGCUCUGUUUUAUAAAUCAUUCCAUUUGAGACUUGAUAAUAAUGAACCUAUCCUAAAAAUAGUUUUAAUGAGAUUCUAAAAUGAGCCAAAAUACUUUUUUAGCAUAGAAUCACUAUAAAAAGCAACUUAACCAAUAACUAUAAAUCAAAAGUUUUUAAAAAAUGUUGGAUAUAUUUUGAGUAUUCAAAUCAUGAAAAUAAAAAUUAUGCCAACUGAGGGACAGAUGGAAAAUUAUACACUUGGUUGACUUUUAAGCAGACAAUGCUGUAAAAACUAUGGCUUCUCUGAUAUUUAUUAUAAAUUUUAGUACCGAUCUCUCCAACUCUGCACACUCCUGUGUUUGGAACUUUAUUUUAGUAGCUUCGCAACAGAAAUCAUAUAUCUGGUUUCUGAUAAUUUAAUUGAAGAAAAAUACAUCCAAAUAAAGUCAUUAUUACUAACAGACCAGGUUACAGAAAUUAUGUGACUAUUGUGAUUAUCAAAACACGUCUUAACUUUUUAGGGCAAAAUGACACUGAAAGUUGUAGCUUAAGUGUUGGCACUUUUGGGGGUGGGGUGGGAGGAUCACUUUUGAAACUCAGACUUCAGUGUAUACCCAGUAAUUUAAAAUUAUGUGAAAUGUUUUAAAUUUGUGAACUCGUAAUUACUGUUUUGAUGAUUGUUUCUUGAGGAUGUUAAUUGUAUAAAAUUGCUAUUGCAGCUUUAUUUUCCAUAUGAUGUGCCUGUAAACCAUGGAUUUCUCUCCCUUUGUAAAAAGACAUUGUAGAUAAUUGAAUGUUUGAUUAUAGAAAGGUCAUUAGUUUCUUGUUACACAUUUUGUUAGUCUGGUUUUGUUGCUUAUCGGGUUUAAUAUUGUUCUUGAAAAUAGUUGAUGCUAUGUUAUGUAUAACUUUUCUAAUAAAAGUUGUGUUAUAAGCUGUA